Molecule: messenger RNA, 573 nt
Organism: Gaeumannomyces tritici R3-111a-1
Lineage: Eukaryota; Fungi; Ascomycota; Sordariomycetes; Magnaporthales; Magnaporthaceae
Exons: 4
Coding region: 1-573 (190 amino acids)
Source: RefSeq, a predicted model, not a curated record
AUGGAGCCCGGAUCUAAAGCGCGAAUUCUUCCGGACCAAAGUUCUCCUGACCUUGGACGCCAGUUCCUGUGCGAUCACGAGGUGCCCUUCCAACACCAACAAAAUCUUUGUCUGAGGAGGAAAGAAAUAUGGCACAUCCGGCUCCCUGCCUAUAUAUACACCUUUAACCCCUAUCCCCCGUGUUCGACAUCGGAACCUGAGCCUCCACUGCCGCACCUCCGGUGCUCGGUACAGAUGGAGCGCACCCAUUCGAUGGCAGAUAAGGAUAAUGCAGGCCGGCCGCUGCGCGGCUAUGUUAGUACCGUCUCCGUGUCCCAUCCGGGCGGCAAGAAGGCGGUGAAGGAGCCAUCUUUUGAGUUGAAGCGUUGGCGGGCAUUUUGUCGACUCUUCUAUGGGGAGGGAAAAGGGAAAGAGGCGCGGAGCGCCGGACACGCGAUGCAGAAGAAAAGGUGGUGCGGCGUCUUGUCGCACGGACUGUUCCGCGGCGCGUGCUCACAUGGAUACCUGCGCUGUGCGGUGAACUGCCCUGGACCGUCACAAUUCUGGAGAACUUGCGAGAAAUGGAUAAAGUAA